AUGCACCACCCGAGGGCCCGGUACCCGCCCGGCUACGACUACGGCGGCGGUGGCCGCGGUGGUAACGGCGGCGGCGGCGGCGGCGGUGGAGGAGGUGGCGGCGGGAACCAAAACUACUACGGCGGCCGAAACCCGCAUCCCCAGCACCACGAUUACCAGCAGCAGCAGCAGCAGCACGCGCAGAGGAACUCGUUCCCGCAGCAGCAGCAGCAGCAGCACGCGCAGAGGAACUCGUUCUCGCAGCAACAGCAGCAGCAGCAUCAGCAACAACAGCAUCAGCAGUGGCUGCGGCGGGACCAGGCCGCGGCCCAGGCUUCAGGAGAGGGUGCGGCCAGGACGGUGGCGCGACUCGACGCGGUGGACACGAGCUCUCAAGAUUGGAAGGCACAGUUGAAUAUUCCAGCUCCAGAUACUCGUUUUAGGACAGAGGAUGUUACUGCAACGAAAGGCAAUGAGUUUGAAGAUUAUUUUUUGAAACGUGAGCUACUUAUGGGAAUAUAUGAGAAGGGAUUUGAAAGGCCAUCUCCUAUUCAAGAAGAAAGCAUUCCAAUUGCUCUAACUGGAAGUGAUAUUCUUGCAAGAGCGAAAAACGGCACCGGGAAGACUGCUGCAUUUUGCAUUCCAGCACUCGAAAAGAUUGACCCAGAGAAAAAUGCCAUACAAGUUGUUAUAUUGGUACCAACAAGGGAACUAGCUCUGCAGACUUCACAAGUUUGCAAAGAGCUUGGAAAAUACCUGAAUAUUGAAGUUAUGGUUAGUACUGGAGGAACCAGCUUGAAGGACGACAUCAUGCGUUUGUACCAACCUGUUCAUUUACUCGCCGGGACACCUGGCCGUAUACUAGAUCUUACCAAGAAGGGCAUUUGUAUGCUGAACGAAUGUUCAAUGCUCAUCAUGGACGAGGCAGACAAGCUGUUAGCUCCUGAGUUUCAGCCUUCCGUGGAGCAACUCAUUCGUUACCUUCCAGCUAGUCGGCAACUAUUGCUGUUUUCUGCAACCUUUCCUGUAACUGUCAAGGAUUUUAAGCAGAAGUACCUACCUAGACCUUAUGUUAUUAAUCUGAUGGAUGAACUAACACUGAAAGGAAUCACACAAUACUAUGCCUUCGUAGAAGAAAGGCAAAAGGUUCAUUGUCUGAACACGCUUUUUUCAAAGCUUCAAAUAAAUCAGUCUAUUAUAUUCUGCAACUCUGUUAAUAGAGUCGAGCUACUGGCAAAGAAAAUCACUGAGCUUGGCUAUUCGUGCUUCUACAUUCAUGCUAAAAUGUUGCAAGACCACCGAAACCGGGUGUUUCAUGAUUUUCGGAAUGGUGCUUGCAGAAACCUUGUUUGCACAGAUCUUUUUACUAGAGGAAUUGACAUUCAAGCUGUUAAUGUUGUCAUCAAUUUUGACUUCCCCAAGACUGCUGAAACAUAUUUGCAUAGGGUUGGUCGUUCUGGAAGAUUUGGACACCUUGGUUUGGCGGUGAACUUAAUCACUUAUGAGGACCGUUUCAACAUGUAUAGGAUUGAGCAAGAACUUGGGACAGAAAUAAAAACAAUACCUCCACAGAUUGACCUGGCGGAGUAUUGCCAAUGA
Triticum turgidum subsp. durum (durum wheat) is the source of this 1578-nucleotide messenger RNA. Lineage: Eukaryota; Viridiplantae; Streptophyta; Magnoliopsida; Poales; Poaceae. The record is from the annotation of a GenBank genome assembly.